Messenger RNA from Brassica oleracea var. oleracea, 1277 nucleotides. RefSeq names its product putative auxin efflux carrier component 8. Gene Ontology annotation, molecular function: auxin efflux transmembrane transporter activity. The record is from RefSeq and is a predicted model, not a curated record. Gene Ontology annotation, cellular component: plasma membrane; endoplasmic reticulum. The transcript has 5 exons. Lineage: Eukaryota; Viridiplantae; Streptophyta; Magnoliopsida; Brassicales; Brassicaceae. Gene Ontology annotation, biological process: auxin export across the plasma membrane; auxin polar transport. The coding region runs from base 97 to 1143 and encodes 348 amino acids.
AUUCACUAUCUACUUUCUUUCCCUUUGCUUAGUACUUGCAAACUUCCAAGUCCCAGAAAUCAAACUACAACUUAAACAUUUUUUUCUAGUAAAACCAUGAUCACUGGAGAAGAUGUUUACAAGGUUAUUGAAGCAAUGGUUCCGCUCUAUGUAGCUUUAAUCUUAGGCUAUGGUUCGGUGAAAUGGUGGCACAUCUUCACUCGUGAUCAAUGUGAUGCCAUAAACCGUCUCGUUUGCUAUUUCACCCUACCGCUCUUCACCAUCGAGUUCACGGCUCAUGUCGAUCCAUUCAACAUGAAUUACCGGUUCAUCGCAGCCGAUAUCAUCUCUAAAGUCAUCAUAGUUGCGGUCUUAGCGUUUUGGGCAAAAUAUAGCAACAAUGGAAGCUAUUGCUGGUCCAUUACUAGUUUCUCUCUAUGCACUCUUACAAACUCGCUUGUCGUGGGUGUGCCAUUGGCUAAGGCGAUGUACGGACAAGCGGCUGUUGAUCUCGUGGUCCAAUCCUCGGUGUUUCAGGCAAUCGUGUGGCUCACACUCUUGUUGUUUGUGUUAGAGCUCAGAAGAGCCGGAUUCAAUACGAAUAGUAAGGAAGAAAAUAUUAAUAUCGAAGAUGGCAGAAAAGAUAUUGCGGUCGUCGGAGAGCAGAAGUCGUUCGUUGAGGUCAUGUCCGUCGUGUGGUUAAAGCUUGCAACGAAUCCGAAUUGCUAUUCUUGCAUCCUUGGGAUCGCAUGGGCUUUUAUAUCUAGCAGAUGGCAUUUUGAGAUGCCGGGAAUAAUGGAGGGAUCGAUUCUUAUAAUGUCAAAAGCAGGAACAGGAACUGCCAUGUUCAAUAUGGGGAUAUUCAUGGCACUUCAAGAGAAGUUUAUAGUAUGUGGAGCAAGCUUAACUGCGUUGGGGAUGGUCUUGAAGUUUAUUGCCGGACCCGCCGCCAUGGCUAUUGGUUCUAUCGCCGUUGGCCUCCACGGGGAUGUCCUCCGCGUCGCCAUCAUUCAGGCUGCUCUGCCACAAUCAAUCACCUCGUUCAUUUUUGCUAAGGAAUAUGGAUUACAUGCAGAUGUUCUAAGCACAGCGGUGAUAUUUGGGAUGUUGGUCUCUUUACCAGUGCUCGUCGCCUACUACGCAGCUUUGGAGUUUAUUUAUUAAGUAAAUUUAAAAUAUUAUAUAUAUAUAUAUAUCAAUGGUUGUCUCUUAAUUAACUUUUUCGCUCUCUUUUUAGAGCAUGAUUAUUAGAGGGUUCUUAGUUUCUUUAGUUCAAAGUUAAAAGACGAGUUCUUAUA